CACACACAGAGCUUGUGCUGGGUCACUGCCUCUCCCAGCUCAAGGCAGAAUCAGGUUCCUGUGAUAGGGAAGAAUUCAGCUGACAAGAGCAUGAGUCCCUUCUUUGUGAUGUCUCUCCUCUUUGGCCUGACUUUCGGUCAAACAGCAUCACUUUGUGCUCCUUCUGAGUAUAUAAUCCAUGUGGAGAAAAGGGAAUGUGCCUACUGCCUGGCCAUCAACACCACCAUCUGCGCUGGAUUUUGCAUGACUCGGGACAGCAAUGGCAAGAAGCUGCUACUCAAAAGUGCUCUGUCCCAGAACGUGUGCACAUAUAAAGAGAUGUUGUAUCAAACAGCACUGAUUCCGGGCUGUCCUCAUCACACCAUCCCUUAUUAUUCCUACCCUGUGGCUGUGAGCUGCAAGUGUGGUAAAUGUAACACUGAUUAUAGUGACUGUGUUCAUGAGAAGGUUAGGACAAACUAUUGCACUAAACCACAGAAGCUCUGUAACAUGUAAGCUUCCAACAGAAUGUGGUCAAAAUGUACCUCUCUGCUCUGCUCACAACUAAACAUAAAUAAAAGUGUAUUUCGUAACAGGUUUGCAAA
This is a messenger RNA of Fulmarus glacialis (Northern fulmar), 584 nucleotides long. RefSeq names its product thyroid stimulating hormone, beta (gene TSHB). The transcript is spliced from 3 exons. Gene Ontology annotation, cellular component: cytoplasm; extracellular region. Gene Ontology annotation, biological process: G protein-coupled receptor signaling pathway. Lineage: Eukaryota; Metazoa; Chordata; Aves; Procellariiformes; Procellariidae. The record is from RefSeq and is a predicted model, not a curated record. Bases 91 to 495 code for a protein of 134 amino acids. Gene Ontology annotation, molecular function: hormone activity.